AUGUCGUCCCGCGAAUCUAACCCCAAUGUCGCCGUUGUCGCUGGUCCGACGCUCAUCCUCUGCCCAUCCGGGCUCAUUGACACCUGGCUCGCGGAGAUUUAUGCCCGAUUUGGCGAUGCGAUUACGGUUUUGCUCUUUGACGGCCACACGGCGCACACGGGCGACUUUCGGCGGAAGGGUCUCACCAUCAACACGACUGCGGACCAGACCAACCACGACUUGAAAGCAACCAAAGAGACGGCCGCUUGGAAAUCUGCCAUCUGCCUUCCAGAGCAUCAGUGGCCCUAA
This is a messenger RNA of Aspergillus clavatus NRRL 1, 288 nucleotides long. RefSeq lists its product as uncharacterized. NCBI's taxonomy places the organism in Eukaryota, Fungi, Ascomycota, Eurotiomycetes, Eurotiales, Aspergillaceae. The transcript is spliced from 2 exons. The coding region runs from base 1 to 288 and encodes 95 amino acids. The record is from RefSeq and is a predicted model, not a curated record.